Messenger RNA from Drosophila innubila, 901 nucleotides. RefSeq lists its product as uncharacterized. The coding region runs from base 44 to 664 and encodes 206 amino acids. NCBI's taxonomy places the organism in Eukaryota, Metazoa, Arthropoda, Insecta, Diptera, Drosophilidae. The transcript has 2 exons. The record is from RefSeq and is a predicted model, not a curated record.
CAGCCCAAUAAUUCAAAGGCUGCGAUUUUUGCUCAUAUUUGUAAUGCUUGACGAUAUCUCGGCAUUGCAUAUAAGUACAGCACGCGGGACGCACAACAUGGACACAACAUCGGAUGCGAUUGCUGAUGCGUGCUCGCUGUCGUCGCUGGAGAGUGAAAGUGACUUAUCAUUGGCCCUCGAACGGGAACUGGGCGAACCGGCGGACUGUGAUGAGCUGCCCGCAUUUGAGAUACGCGCCUACUCACCUCAUGGUCGCACACCGUCUCCCAUCGAUGACUUGAAUGUCUCGGAUAUUGAAACCCCAAAGCAGGAGGCACCACAACAACGCAGUCCCGGUCGUCAAAACAAUCCAGAUUUCGUUCCCUUGCAUGAGAUCAAUGCACAAAUCAGUGCACCCAAGGACAAUGCAGAUGAAUCAAUAGCUGGCAUCAGUCGGGCCAACAGCUUGGAAACCAUAUUUGAAGGCGUAUUUCUGCAUACGCCGCCAAGGGAGACUCUCAACAAAAGCGCCAAUUCCGGCUCGAAUCCCAACUCCGCAUCUCGCAGUACGCCCAAACGGAGUCGCGUCAAUCUAAUGGAAUUGGUGGCCAUGAAUCGCCUGCACGGCGGCAGCGGCAAGGAGAAUCAAUCGCCAUGCCAGGAGCGACAGGAUGAACUUACCUAGUUUCCAUAUUCCGGCCAAUCCUGGCCCCAACAACAAACGCCAUAUAUGACACGUUCGUUCUGACUGCCCUCGAUUUUUGUAGGCUUAAGUUUUAGAUAUGUAGAAUAAGCAUGCACUUUUGUACACAUUGUGUAUCUGAAAGAAUAGAAAGUAUCAUUUUUAUAUAUUUGUAUGUUACCAAUACUGAAUUUAUAUAUGAUGGUAAAACAUUUGUCUUUCCAUGUUUCAAACAUUAAA